ACCGCGCGGACUAUCCACUCAACCGUGCGGGGUUCUUUCCUAGUACGAAAGCUCACGCCGCGUCGCUCGUUUUACACCGGACGUUUCUGUAUCAAACCGGCGGCUUUUAGCCGCAUCUCACCGCCAUCAUUUAUUACUCCCACAAAUGACUCACCUCUUAACACAGUUUUGAUAAGCCCCGAAAACCCCUUGGUGAUAAGAAGGUGGUAGGCGCCUUCAGGCCUACAUGUGGUGCUGAUAAAGGAGGAACACUGAGCACUGAGUGAUUUUAGUUUCGGUUCAAUAUUAUAAUAGUUGUAGCAGGCUAGUGUUGUAUGCGUGUUGUGACUGAUAAGGGCAUUCAGUGACUUGAACGCGUUUUAGUGACUUUGAAAGGCGGAAAUCACGGUCUCAAACUGGCGGCCAAUAACUCAAAUCAUACCAUGUUCACCCGUGAGUCCGGGACGAUGAUGUACGAAGAAAAUCAGAACAGGUUCGACACGAACAAGUCGACAAAGGGCGCAAGCAAACUGCGCCGGGACCUGAUCAACGCCGAGAUCACGAACCUAAGGGACCUUCUGCCUCUUCCCCCCUCCACCCGGCAGCGUCUGUCGCAGUUACAGCUGAUGGCGCUUGUCUGCGUCUAUGUGCGCAAGGCCAACUACUUCCAGCAAGGUAGGCACAUCCACCACUAUAUCUAUAUCCAUCAUAUCUAUACCCUCUUGAUGAUUGUGCAUAUAUCUAUAUCCAUAAUAUCUGUAUCCCCCUUGAUGCUCGUGCAUAUAUCUAUAUCUAUCAUAUCUAUAUCCUCUUCGAUGCCCGCGCAUAUAUCCAUAUCCACCUUAUCUACAGUAUAUCCUCCUUGA
Messenger RNA from Nilaparvata lugens (brown planthopper), 845 nucleotides. RefSeq lists its product as uncharacterized. Bases 423 to 845 code for a protein of 140 amino acids. Gene Ontology annotation, biological process: regulation of transcription by RNA polymerase II. Lineage: Eukaryota; Metazoa; Arthropoda; Insecta; Hemiptera; Delphacidae. Gene Ontology annotation, molecular function: RNA polymerase II transcription regulatory region sequence-specific DNA binding; DNA-binding transcription factor activity, RNA polymerase II-specific; protein dimerization activity. The transcript is spliced from 3 exons. The record is from RefSeq and is a predicted model, not a curated record.